AUGGUUAUUAAAACUGGUGGUAGAUCUUUUAGAAGUCAAUGGUUCAAAUUAUUUGAUUGGCUUGAAUAUUGUCCAGAAAAAAAUGUUGCAUUUUGCUAUCCAUGCAGAAUUUUUGGUAAUAAUGAGACUAAAGAAAUUGCAUUUUCUGUGACAGGAUAUUCUAACUGGAAAAAAGCUUUGGCAAAUAAUAAAGGGUUUUAUAAACAUCAAUCUUCUUCAUCGCACCGUAUUUGUAUAACAAAAUUGGUAGAUAAACAAAAACGUGUUGAAACGACUACAGAAAUUUCAACAUUGUUGAAUGAAAACGUUCUCGAAAAACAUAGAUAUUAUGUAAAAUCAAUUUUUGAAAUAAUCAUAUUUUUAGUCGUGAAUGAAUUACCACUUCGUGGGGAUUUUGAUUUAGAAAUGCACGAAGAUAAAGGUUUAUUUCAAUCACUUUUUCGGUACACUCUUAAAAAAGACACUAAACUUGCAGAAUGCGCUAAAUUAAUUCCUCAAAAUGCUACUUAUUUAUCCCCUUUCAUUCAAAAUGAAACUAUCAAUAUUAUGCAUAACGCUGUGCAAAAUAGUGUUGUAGAAGAUUUAAAAAAUGCAGAUGUCCCAUGGUAUACUAUAAUGGAGGAUGGAACUAAAGACAAUAAUAAUCGGGAAAAUAUUGCCAUAGCCAUACGAUACGUAAAAAAUGGAAAACCAAUUGAAUCUUUAUUAGCAAUUAAAAAUGCAACAAAUUUAAAUGCAGCUUAUUUUGUGCAAAUGACACUUGAUCUUUUAAAGUCAUUAAAUAUUAAUACUGAUUAUAUGCUCAGCCAAUGUUACGAUGGCGCUAGCGUGAUGAGUGGUACUAAAGGUGGGGUUCAGGCUUUAAUGCAAAAAAAGCUUAAUCGAACUAUUCCCUAUGUACAUUGUUAUAAUCAUCAAUUGCAUUUGGUUAUUGUCAAAGCAGUGUCGGAAGUGACCGAAAUUGGUCACUUUUUUGAUCAGUGUAGGCUCAUUCAUAAAGUAUUUAACACAUUUAAAAUAAACACAUUAUACGAAGGCAAUAAUACAGUUAGAUUGUUAGAACAACGUUGGUCUAGCCAUUUAAAAAUAUGUGAAAUUAUAUAUAAUAAUUAUGAUGAUAUGAUAAAUUGUCUAAAAAAAGUGCAUGGAAAAUCAUUUGAUGGCAAUGAAGUAGCUCAAUGUGCAGGACUCUCAUUAACAAUGAAAAAGAAAACAUUUAGAUUUGCAUUGUGUCUUAUGUUAAAAUGUUUAAGAUACAUCAAACCAGCCGAUAAAAUUUUGCAAUCAAGAGAAACUGGUUUAACCUUAGCAAUUCCAAUUAUUCAUAGCGUGAUUAAUAGUUUAAAACAAUCAAGAAAUGAAGAAGUGUUCAAUGCAAUUUUAAAAGACUGUGAAAAUUUAUUACCUGAAACCGAAACUGAAUCUCCAAAACGCAAGAGAAAGACUACUAUAAAAUUGAAUGAAUAUAUUUUAAGUGAAUCAUCUGAGCUUUAUCAACAACGUAAAGCAUUUAAAGCUACAUAUGAAAUGAUAGCAGCAGUUGAAGUAUUUGGAUGUAGCUCAGCAGUUUGUGAAUCGACAUUUUCCUGCUUAAACAGAGUUGACAAUCCUCAAAGGCAAUCAAUGUCACAUAACCGGCUUUCCAACUUAACUUUAUUGGCAUUUGAGUCCAAACGGACAGAAAACUUAAACAUGGACCUAUUAUUAACGAACUUCAACAAGCAGAAUAAUAGAAAAUUGAAGCUGUAUUAA
Acyrthosiphon pisum (pea aphid) is the source of this 1752-nucleotide messenger RNA. Its product is annotated as zinc finger MYM-type protein 1-like. The transcript has 3 exons. Lineage: Eukaryota; Metazoa; Arthropoda; Insecta; Hemiptera; Aphididae. Bases 1 to 1752 code for a protein of 583 amino acids. The record is from RefSeq and is a predicted model, not a curated record.